Messenger RNA from Setaria italica (foxtail millet), 1192 nucleotides. Its product is annotated as transcription factor bHLH35. NCBI's taxonomy places the organism in Eukaryota, Viridiplantae, Streptophyta, Magnoliopsida, Poales, Poaceae. The record is from RefSeq and is a predicted model, not a curated record. The transcript is spliced from 4 exons. Gene Ontology annotation, biological process: regulation of DNA-templated transcription. Gene Ontology annotation, cellular component: nucleus. Gene Ontology annotation, molecular function: sequence-specific DNA binding; DNA-binding transcription factor activity; protein dimerization activity. The coding region runs from base 61 to 894 and encodes 277 amino acids.
GACCAAGAAUUCAUUCCAAAUACAGAGCAGAGCAGAGCAGAGCAGAGUAGUGAGGCAGCCAUGGAGAUGGGAGACAGCUUCGAGUACUACUGGGAGAUGCAGCGUUUGAUAGAAUCCGAGGAGCUCAGCAUGUACCUGGGCGCGCAGGACGACGCACUGUCCUGCUACGACUCCAGCUCGCCGGACGGCUCCAUGUCCAACUCGUCCUGGGCGCCGGCGGUGACGGUGACCGCGGCGGACGACGACAAGGCGGCGGGUGGUGCCGGCGCGGCGGGCGCCAACAAGAACAUCAUCAUGGAGCGCGACCGCCGCCGGAAGCUCAACGAGAAGCUCUACGCGCUGCGCAGCGUCGUGCCCAACAUCACAAAGAUGGACAAGGCGUCGAUCAUCAAGGACGCGAUCGAGUACAUCGAGCAGCUGCAGGCGGAGGAGCGGCGGAUGCUGCAGGAGGUGCGCGCGCUGGAGCCCGCCGGCGGCAGCGACGAGGAGCGCUACGAGUACGACGAGGGCCUCCUCCUGCAGGCGGAGCGGACGAAGAAGAUGAGGCGGGCGCGGUCGGUCCCGUCCAUCGCCGCCGACGGCGCCGCGCCGCCGCCCCCGGCGCCCGUGGAGGUCCUGGAGCUGCGCGUGUCGGAGGUGGGCGAGCGCGUGCUGGUGGUGAGCGUGACGUGCGGCAAGGGGCGCGACGCCAUGGCCCGCGUGUGCCGCGCCGUAGAGGAGCUCCGGCUCCGCGUCAUCACCGCCAGCAUCACCUCCGUCGCGGGGUGCCUCAUGCACACAAUCUUCGUCGAGGUGGAUCAAGGGGACCGUAUCGAGAUGAAGCACAGGAUCGAGGCCGCUCUCACGCAGCUCGACACCACCACCGGGAGCCCACCAAGUGUGAUGAGCUAUUAGGAGGAGAAUAGUCCAAGUCUUGAAUUGACACGAAGAAGCCCUUAUGGUUGUUUGAGGACAUGUAAUUCACCGAGUCAACCGAUGCUUCCAAGAUUCCAUGCUGCCUUUUUUUUUCCCUCAACGCCCCUUGUGUACAUAGGAGGUGAUGGUUGUGCUACCAGGUAGUAGGUCAAGGGCUCUAUGAGAUGUAGCGAAUUAGGAGUCUUUCCAAAUAACAAGUGGUUACAUUAUUGUAUACUAAUAUAGCGCAACCCAAACCAAUCCCUAAUAUUUAUUUUAAAUUUUUGAAAGUUCUUAA